Molecule: messenger RNA, 600 nt
Organism: Penicillium cataractarum
Lineage: Eukaryota; Fungi; Ascomycota; Eurotiomycetes; Eurotiales; Aspergillaceae
Exons: 2
Coding region: 1-600 (199 amino acids)
Source: RefSeq, a predicted model, not a curated record
AUGAUAUUCUUCAAUCUGCCCGCGGAGACUUUGAUCAGAAUCGCGGGAACAUGCCAUGCCUUCGUGGAGGCUGCGGCCUACGUCCUCCGAACUAGAAUGCCUUGUGCCUUCGAUAUUCCCGACCUUAAUUUGCUCUUCAAAUUUGGAGCCCCGGAUACUUACCUUGAAAGUCUGAAGUGCAAGUACUUGGGCAUUAAAGGACUCAAUACAUCUCUACCAGGCCCGCGAGUACUGGCAGAUGCGGUUGCCGUGUUCCAUCCAACAGCGUACUCGCCUGCGGAGAUGCCUGAAGGAGGAUCGGCAGGCGAGUCUCUGGCACGAGAGGUGGCCUUCGAAAACUCGGAAAAAUUUGUCCAAUUCACGGGCAAUCUAUCCGUGGUAUUGACCCUGGCAAGAGCAUUCAUCGCAGAUGGUACAAAGAUUGGAGGAACAAUGGUCAUUCGGCUCCAGCGGGACUGGCUCGAGAAGGAGACUUCCAAGCUUAUCUCCCUGGACCACCAGGGCACAAUCAGAAUUCUGAUCGAAGCACGGAAGACUGGGAUCCGUGAUGCCUUUGAGAUUCACGUUUCUGGUAAGACAGAACUUCACAAGCAAUGCUGA